Molecule: messenger RNA, 4208 nt
Organism: Chara braunii
Lineage: Eukaryota; Viridiplantae; Streptophyta; Charophyceae; Charales; Characeae
Source: the annotation of a GenBank genome assembly
AGCUUUCCGCUCCUCCCCGGCCACCUCACUGCACGUGCGCUGUUUGACUCGUCACCUUCUCUGGUUCCGCGUGCUCCCCCUGGUCUCGCGGGGCCGUUCGCGAGCAAUUCUCGCGCUGCUUCGGAAGCGCGGGUAGCAAGCAAGGGCGCCAUCGCCGAGUUCGUUUUGCCGUGUGAAAAGUUUUGGCGGCGUUUCAAUCAACUUUUGGCGGAGGAGACGGGUGGUCGGUGAGGCGGUCACCCGUCGGUAAGGCGGUGGCGUGGCGCGGUUUUUUGAUCGGGCAGUGUUUUGGCGGCAAACCCUCCCGCACUGUGGCGUGUGUGGAUGUGCGUUUGAGCGGGAAGAGACUUGGCUUUCGAUGAUUCAGAAAGUUUUGGCGGAUACCGGCGGGGGAGUAGAUAGCGAGGGGAGAGGUGGAAACACUGAGAAGAGUCCUAGGGCAGGAGAGUUGCAGGAGAGGUUGACGGGCAGCAGCUCCCUGGCGGGGGGUCGGGUGUUUGUUUGCGGCGGUGGGAUGGACGCUGUCAAAUAAAAAGGCGACCGGCUGGCUGGAAAGGUAGCGGCUAAUGCCACUUGCAUCCUGCUUGCUGACGUGCGCAGCCACUGUGUAGAUAGAAUGAGUGCGUUGCUCCCGAGCGUAAUGAAUCAAAGGAUCAUCAUGCAAUUAGCUACCUACCUGUGAGUGUGAAUCAAGGCCUGCCAGGGAAGAGCGGAGGGGAAUUGGAGGGGCGAGGAAGUGUGAGAGAAGAUGGGCCGUCGGUGAGCUGGGCCUGUGUACUGUGAGAGUAUACGGGUGAAGAAGUACCGUGCCCCUUCCGUACACCCAUGUCAGGCAAACGAGGAGGAUAGGUAAUAAGGUCGGGAUUUUUUUUGCGCCCUUCGCUCACGUUGGCGUCCAUUACUGUUAAUCCUGAGACGGUUCUUUUUCACCCUUUUUUCCUCUCUUGCGGCCUCUCGUACUCUCCAAGUAUUUCUAGUCGCAUCUGUGUUCCGCCAUGUCUUGUAGGUUUUGAGUGGCACACACACAGAGAGAGAGAGAGAGAGAGAGAGAGAGAGAGAGAGAGAGAGAGAGAGAGAGAGAGAGAGAGAGAGAGAGAGAGAGAGAGAGANGAGAGAGAGAGAGAGAGAGAGAGAGAGAGAGAGAGAGAGAGAGAGAGAGAGAGAGAGAGAGAGAGAGAGAGAGAGAGAGAGAGAGAGAGGUGCGGAGUAUCAGCUGUUGAUAGGCUCGAGAGAUCGGAUUGGCGAGAGGAAGAGGAGGUGGUCUCAAAGGAAGGGGGUAAGGCCGGGAAGACUCCAGGAAGAAAGCCUUAGGAAGUAGAGGGAGGAAGGGUUGAAGCUAACGAGGCAGGGGGUUAACAGAACGAGAGAGAGAGAGUAUAUUAGGGAAAGGAGCGGGAGAGAGUACCAGCCAGGGAAGUAUUGAGCGUGAAAGAGUGGAGGGGUGAAAAUGGCGAACACGAAGGAGGAGAUGAGCAGUUUGUUUCCAAUCUUCGUCUUAUCAGUUCUGGCGUUGUUUGUUAUUCCCUGGACCGUCUACCGGCUCUGUAACUCCAAGCGUGAUUCUCGCAAAAGAAGCAAAUGCCCCUGCGCAGAGUGCAUGCGGGCGCCGAAGAAUCGAAUCUCGUUGGCAAGUCGGGUGGCGCGAUUUCUGUCAUGCGAAAACGUAGCUUUGGUGGCCUUAUGGUGCUUCAUGGCUGUGUUGUUGUAUUAUGUCAGGACUGUUUCACAGGAGGCAGCUCCAUUUGAUCCUUUCAGCAUUCUUGAACUCCAACACAGCGCGACGUUGGCCGACGUGAAGAAGGCAUACCGCAAAAAAUCACUCGAAUACCAUCCUGAUAAGAAUCCUAGCCCAGAGGCGGCAAAAUACUUUGCGGAAAAGAUUGCGAAGGCUUACAAAGCAUUGACGGAUGAAACAGCCAGAAAGAAUUAUGAAGAGUACGGUCAUCCUGAUGGGCACCAGGGGAUGAGUGUGGGAAUUGCACUUCCAGCAUUUAUGCUCAAUAUUGAUGGAGCGACAGGGGGCAUCCUGUUGGCAGGCCUGGUGGGAGUUGGGAUCCUUCUUCCGUUGAUGAUUGCCGUGGUAUACCUGAUCAAUUCGUCCAAGUACACGGGGAACUUCAUCAUGAAUCACACGCUGUACAGCUAUUUUCAUCUCAUGAAGCCUUCAUUAGCACCCACCAAGGUGAUGGAUGUAUUUACGAGGGCUGGCGAGUUCAUGGAAAUGCCUGUUCGACGAAGCGAUGAUGAGCCCCUUCAAAGGCUAUUUACACUGGUUCGGUCAAAUCUGAACUUUGAUCCGAAUAACCUGAAGCAGGAACAAGCCAAGUUUUGGAAGCGACAUCCAUCGCUUGUCAAGGUGGAACUUCUACUGUUUGCCCAUUUGACUCGUCAAGGAGCAGAAGUGCCUCCCGGGCUGAGGGGCGACCUCGAUCACAUUCUUAAGCUUUCCCCUCCCUUGCUUGAAGAGCUAAUGAAGAUGGCUCUUGUUCAGCGUGAUCAUACUGGAUUUGGGUGGUUUCGGCCGGCCGUUGGAGUCAUUGAGCUCUCUCAGUGCAUUAUGCAGGCUGUGCCAGUUAGUGCAAGGAAGGUUUCAGAAAGAGCAGUGGCAAUGGGUGCUUCAGCUGAAGGGCCUGCACAGUUUCUCCAGCUACCCCACAUUGAUGAAGUUGUGGUGAAGAAAAUUGUACGAAAGAAGGUGCGCACCUUGCAGGAGUUGAGGGAUAUGGAUUUGGAAGAUCGUCAGGCGAUGUUGAAAUCGGUGGCGGGCUUGACAGAGGAGCAAGUCGAGGAUGUGGAAUCAACUCUUGCAAUGCUUCCAACAAUCGUGUUGGAUAUCACCAUUGAGACUGAAGGGGAGGAGGAUAACCUUGUGCAGGAGGGGGACCUGGUGACGAUGAGCGCCUGGGUGUCAAUUGAGCGAGGGAAUAAAAUGACUCUUUGUCAGCCGCACACUCCAUAUUUCCCUUAUCCAAAAGACGAGGUAUACUGGCUUCUGCUUGCGGACAUACAAGCAAAUGCGGUUUGGAACUUUCAUAAGAUAAGUUUUCUGGACGAGACGGCUGCGAUAACCGCAGCGACAAAUGCUGUUCGUGACGCCAUGGAAGGCACUGGUGCUGACCCGAAGGACAUCCACGAUGCGAUCAAUAAAGUCAUAGAGAGGGUAAAGAGCGGUGCGCGCCUUGUGAAAGGCAAGUUCCCAGCUCCGGCGGAGGGAACGUACAAUUUGACCGCUUUGUGCUUGUGCGAUACAUGGAUUGGUUGUGAUAAGAAGACGAAUGUGAAGCUCAAAGUGUUGAAGAGAAGUAGGGCAGGGACACGCGGACAAGCUACGGCGGCAGAUGUUGGUAAUGCAGCAGCCUCUGGGGACGAGGACGAAGCGGAUAGCGAGGCAGAUGGGGAGGAGGUGGAUGAACAGUAUGAUGACGAGUACGAGAGCGAGUAUAGCGACGAUGAUGACGAUGAGAGAGAGGAAGAGGAUCAUGACAGCAGGGUUACAGAGAAUGGGAAGGUGGAGGAAGAAGGGGGGGCAGCAGAUGAAGAUGCAGGGGAGAUCACUGAUGCUGCUGGCACCUCUAGCCAGAAAGAGAAGGUUUCCCAACAAUCGUCGCAGAGUGAGAAUAACAAAGAAGCCAGAGGGGGAGCGAGGAGGAGAAGGCGAUAGCAAAGGUUUGUGAUUGAUGGUAGAUCAGGUCUCUGAAUAAUUGGGAACAAGGAAGGUUGUUAGCUAGAACCCUUUCUUUCGUGGUGGCUGGCUUCGGUGUAAAGGAUGAUCAAAAAGUUUUCAAUGUGGGCAAAGGUAAGUUCACAAUGGGUGGAACCCAAUUGAUAUUUUCAUUGGGACACUUGUCGUCGUCGUCGUUUUUUUUUGUUUUCUUUUGUGUGUGUGUGUGCGUGUGUUUGAUAGUGCGAACAGUUUGCUUGAAGAGAAGAAUGGUGAUGCAUGAGGUUGUGUGUAAGGCUGGGCUCCGGAGGAGUUCUUUUGGUUGGGGGGGGGGAAGGGCAGGUGUGUCUUGUUAUUCAAUUCAAUGAUUCUGCUGGCUGUUUCUUUCCAAUUUCCUGGUUUUAUUUCCUGGUUUUGCAUGAAGGAAGGCGAGGCUUAUUGCGUUAAUUCGUGUAGUGCAGGCAUGUUUUUCUCAUCUUCAAGGCUGUAACAGUGUGACUAUUUCCUUCUCACUCCCUAUUGAGCUGAAUGAAACCCAUUAUCUUUU